This is a messenger RNA of Rotaria sordida, 1776 nucleotides long. The record is from the annotation of a GenBank genome assembly. NCBI's taxonomy places the organism in Eukaryota, Metazoa, Rotifera, Eurotatoria, Philodinida, Philodinidae.
AUGGCAUUAUCAAUGGCUAUAGAACAAUAUGCACCAAAUACGAUACAAGCAAGACAGAAAACUCAUUACAAACCAAAUCAAAUGCUAAACACUAAUGGUAUACAUCGUAAAGUAGUUGAUAUAUGUCAAAAAUUAAUCGAAAAACAGAAAGUAAAUUCUGCUGUUACUAUGAAAAAUGCUGGAUUCCACUACACUGACAAUAAAAAUGUAAUCCUUUGUGAUACGUGUGGACUACAAGUGUCCGAUUGGACAUCAGAUAUGCAAUUAUUUACUAUUCAUGCCCAACUUAGUUCAGCAUGUUCAUUUGUUCGCUCUCGUCUACUUAUUGAACAAGCUAGUGUAGUUUCCUCAACCAAUUUUAUUCAAUCGGUCGCCACAUUAAAUGAUAGGGAAGAAUUAUCCAAAUGUCGAAAAAUAGAAAUACCUAAAGAGAAUUGUCGAUCAAGUGUAUUUGCAGAAGUAGAUACGUUGAAGCAAGUACGUAAACGAACAUUUUCCCAUUGGCCACAUCGAACAUCACCUUCAAGUGAACAAAUGAUUGAAGCUGGAUUCUUCAAUUGUAAUGUUGGUGAUCGUGUCAUUUGUUUAUAUUGUAAUAUUAUAUGUCAACAAUGGGUUCCAUACAUAGAUGAUCCAUGUGAAAUACACAAAAUACUUUCUCCGACAUGUCCAUAUGUCGUUGCAAAGUUAACAUGUUCCAAAGCAUCAUCGAUUCCUAUUAUUAAUGAAGAUUUGUCGAAAGAUAAUUCUAUUCGAUAUGAGCAAAUUGUUAGUAUGACUGCAUCCAAUACUUCCUAUAGAGAAACACCAAAACGCUAUGCAUCAUUUAGCACAUGGCCGAAUGAAAAUUUACCAUCUGUUGAUGAUCUAGUCAAGGCAGGCUUUUUUUAUACUGGCACUAAAACCAUUGUGACAUGUUUUUAUUGCAAUGGAUCAUUGCAGAAUUGGGGAGCAAAUGACGAUCCAAUGAUUGAACAUGCUCGAUGGUUUCCACAUUGUACAUAUGCUAAACAAUUAUGUGGAGACAAAUUAUAUAGAAAUAUUCAAGAAUCAAAGCGACGUCAAAAAGAACGUGAAGAGAAAAAUACAUUAAGUAAUCGAUGUGAAACAAGUAUGAGUAAUUCAUCCAGUGAAUCAUUGAGUAAACAAAACGAGAACAUUUUAUCUCGAUUGGUAGCGGCUCGACUUGACUUGCCAAUUUCACAACGUUUACUAGCACAAAAUUUUAAACUAUCAAUUAUCAAACGCUGCUGGGAAGAUCAGCUCCGAAUAAAAGAUGAUGAUUUUGUCAGUGAUUCUGAUUUAAUAACUGCUUGUACAAUUCUUCAAAAACAAAUCCAAUAUAUUGGUGGAAAGAAAGAGAAUAUUGUUAUUCCAAAUGAAGCGAUAAAGAAGCUUCGUGAAAAACAACAAACAGAAGUUUAUUCUCAUGAACAACCUGCACCUGAACGAAUACUGGUAAAUACAUCGAACAAUACUGAUGUUGAAAUGUCGACAUCAUCAGAAUCUAUCACAUGCGAGACAACGACAGAAAAAUCAUUAAUAAGUAUGAAUAAGAAAAUGGAUACGGAAUUAAAUAGUGCAGAUAUUUCUGCACAAAAAAGAGGCAAUGAUUCAUCACCAUUGCAUCCUUGUGCUUUAUGUUUGACAGAAGAAAAAUGUCUUGGUUGUAUACCAUGUGGUCAUGUAGCUACAUGUGUUCCUUGCGGUCAUUCUCUUCAAUUAUGUCCUAUAUGUCGUUCAGACAUUAAGGCUUUUGUCCGCUUAUAUCUUUGA